Molecule: messenger RNA, 1794 nt
Organism: Colletotrichum paranaense
Lineage: Eukaryota; Fungi; Ascomycota; Sordariomycetes; Glomerellales; Glomerellaceae
Exons: 5
Coding region: 1-1794 (597 amino acids)
Molecular function (GO): steroid hydroxylase activity; iron ion binding; oxidoreductase activity, acting on paired donors, with incorporation or reduction of molecular oxygen
Source: RefSeq, a predicted model, not a curated record
AUGCGGUACACUACACGUAAGCGCUGGGGUGCUUUGUUGGUGGCUGAAUCCCUCAGGUUCAUUCAUCUCAUGGUCAUAGACCCCGCACCUGUCGGUGGCGUGAAGAAGAGGCGUGAUGUUUGCGUUCCACAACGUACGACCUCAACACCUGCUCUAUUCAGUAUAUUUGAGUGGAUAUCUCAUCAUCCUAUAACGGCUGCCAUCGCACUGUUGAUACCCGUAAUACUGCUGGUUUGCCUCCGCCCGCCAAGUCAAGAUGAGCCACCGUCACUUCCCGACGUCGUGCCUUUCAUCAGCAAUACCUAUCAAUACAUGACGAAUGUCAGAAGACUUAUGGAGCGUGCAAGCCGUUCCAUGAAUCACAGCAACAUCGUCAAGUUCUACCUAGGACCAAUGCGCGUAUACUUUGUACAGGGGGGGGAAAGCGUGCAAGCCAUGUUUCGAUCGUCUACCAGCAUCAGCUCGAACAAGUUCAUCCUACUGGUCAUGAGAAACCUGCAAGGGUCCGCCCAAAAAGAUGUCGACAAGUUCGCAAACGAUCUCUCGGGGCGGCAAAGAGUACCUGCACCCGGCUACGAAAACACACCGCAAGAGGAGCGAUAUUGGUACACUUUGCAUCACAUUACCGUUGAACAUCUAUCACGCGCAGAGCCCACCGCUCAUUUAGCAGAGACUUACACAAACUUCUUUAACGAGGCUUUGGAAAAGCAACCUGUGGGCCAGUGGGCGACUGUUCGUCUUUUAGAAUUCUUGAAGAGGGAGAUGUGUGCGAGCGCCAUCAGGUCAUUCUGCGGCACCGAGUUAUUAGAGAUGUUUCCGGACUACGUCGAGCAGUUCUGGCGUUUCGAUAGCAUCGCUUUUCAGGUUGUGUAUGGGCUACCAAAGUGGAUCAACAGCGGUCCGGUAAAUGAACGCGAUAAGUUGAACGGCAUGACGCAGGAGUAUCUGAGAAAGGCCUUUGCAAAAUUUGAUUGGGACGGUUCUGUGGUGGAUUCCAUCUGGGAGCCCACGUUCGGAUCAAGCUACGUUCGCAAGAUGACCAAAUGGCUUCACGACACAGAUAUGGCUCCGGAGACUCAAGCCGGUUUCUACAUGAUUGCGAUCUUUGGAAUAAACGCGAACACAAUACCAAUCACCACAUGGGCGAUGAUUGAGCUCUUGCGAGAUCAGAAGCUGUUCCAAGCAGUUCGCAGCGAGGCCCUUGAGACCCUUAAUGUGGAUCCCGUUACCGGGAAGCGGUCCUUCAAUGUAUCCAAGCUCAUCUCAAUGCCGCUGAUGCAGUCUAUUUAUACGGAGUGCAUGCGUCUUCAUGUCUCCAUUGCGCUCUCCAGAGAAGUCGUCGAGACGACCACGCUCCACGGCUUCCGCUUGGAGAAAGGCUCAAUAAUUCAGGCCCCGACGCAUUUUGUGCACUUGGACGAGCAGAUAUGGAGCCAGGAAGGACAUUCUGCUUCUGAGUUUUGGGCAGAGAGACAUCUAAAGCAUGUGAAGAAAGUAGAAGAAGGUACUGAUCGACUGACCACCGAAAAGCAGUUUGUAUUGGCGGGAAAGACCAAUGAGUUCAUCCCGUUUGGUGGUGGACCAUCCAUGUGUCCGGGGCGGUUCUUUGCCAAACAAGAGAUUCUUCUCACAAUCGCCAUCCUUGUCACAAAGUUCGACAUGGAGUUUGUUGAGUGGACAAAUUUGGACGGGUCCAAGUCUGAUCGACCCCCUGUGGAUGAUGAGCGGUACUUUGGUACAGCUGCUGUACCUCCGGAUCGCGAUGUCAAGGUACGGUGGAAGAAACUAUGGUGA